Candoia aspera is the source of this 942-nucleotide messenger RNA. Its product is annotated as olfactory receptor 10A4-like. The record is from RefSeq and is a predicted model, not a curated record. Gene Ontology annotation, cellular component: plasma membrane. Gene Ontology annotation, biological process: detection of chemical stimulus involved in sensory perception of smell; G protein-coupled receptor signaling pathway. Bases 1 to 942 code for a protein of 313 amino acids. Lineage: Eukaryota; Metazoa; Chordata; Lepidosauria; Squamata; Candoiidae. Gene Ontology annotation, molecular function: olfactory receptor activity; G protein-coupled receptor activity. The transcript has a single exon.
AUGAAAAAAGACAACCAGUCCUGUCUCACCGAGAUUGUCCUGCUGGGCUUCUCAGAUUUCCAGACUAUGCAGGAACUUCUGUUUUGCCUGGUUCUAAUGUUCUACUUCAUGGCUUUGAUGGGAAACAGCCUAAUUUUGAUCCUCACCAUUCUCAAUACUACCCUUCACACCCCAAUGUACUUUUUCCUCUGGAACUUGUCAUUUCUGGAAAUUGGCUACACCUCGUCUAUCAGCCCAAAGAUGCUAGUGAACCUAUUAUCAGAGAAGCAGACUAUAUCUUUUUGGGGCUGUGGAUGUCAAAUGUGUUUCUUCCUUCUCUUUGGUGUCACUGAGUGUUGUCUUCUUUGUGUGAUGGCAUAUGACCGCUAUGUUGCCAUUUGCAAACCCUUGCAAUAUCCCUACGUCAUGAACUUCAGGGAAUGUGUUAAGCUUGCUGCUGCCUCAUGGGCCAUUGGGAUUUCCUUGGGUUUGGGGCACUCUAUUUCAAUCUUCACCCUUCCCUUCUGUGGGUCGAAUAGAAUCAGCCACUUCUUCUGUGAUCUUAUGCCUGUUCUGAGGCUGGCAUCUACCAAUACCUACAAAAAUGAGGUGGCCAUUGCUGCAUUAACAGUGCUAGUUGAUAUGACACCCUUUUUGCUCAUCCUUUUCUCCUACAUCCUGAUAAUCUCCACUAUUCUCAGGAUGCCGGUGGCCAAGAACAGGCACAAGGCAUUUUCUACUUGUUCCUCACAUCUCACCGUUGUCUUCAUUUUCUACGGAACUGUCAUUUUUACCUACAUUCAUCCAAACUCAGCAUAUUCUGUGGACAGUAAUCGGUUUCUUGCCCUGCUGUACACAGUAGUGACCCCAAGCUUGAACCCCAUCAUUUACAGCUUGAGGAAUAAAGAGAUAAAAGCUGCUUUUAUGAAAUCAGUAGCCAGGAAGCAGGUCUUCCUGAGGUAA